Lindgomyces ingoldianus is the source of this 1980-nucleotide messenger RNA. Its product is annotated as monosaccharide transporter-like protein. The transcript is spliced from 6 exons. The coding region runs from base 315 to 1895 and encodes 526 amino acids. The record is from RefSeq and is a predicted model, not a curated record. Gene Ontology annotation, molecular function: carbohydrate:proton symporter activity. Lineage: Eukaryota; Fungi; Ascomycota; Dothideomycetes; Pleosporales; Lindgomycetaceae. Gene Ontology annotation, cellular component: membrane. Gene Ontology annotation, biological process: transmembrane transport; carbohydrate transport.
CCGGUCGACCGGCCAUGCACAUCAUGUCGAAACCGCAAUCUGGACAUAUUUGCCUCCUCCCACCCUCCAAUGAUUCCCCACAUCCAAAGUGUAUAAAGUGCCAAGUGCUGCCCACACUUGGCAGCAAUGGCGUCUCAUUUGUGGGGUCCCCGCUCGCAUGUGUUCUUGUAGGCUUGGCAAGGCGUUCGGCAAAUGGGUUAAAGUACAACUGCCUUUCAUCCAGCCUGGGCAAAGGAUCAGAAUGGUUAUAAGGGUCCUUGUCCGCGAAAUUCAAUGUUUAUCGCAACCGCAGUCCUCGCUUACUUGAGAAAAUCAUGGCAGAUAUCAAGCAUGACUCCUGGCGUGCUCACUGGAAGGUGUUUGCAGCUUGUUCAGUGCUAAUUUUGUCGCCGUUUCAGUAUGGCAUUGAUUUUGGCAUGAUUGGAGGUCUACAGGCCAUGGUUGGUUUUCUAAGGAUCUUCGGCUACCAAACCAAAAAAACCGCCAUUGGUUGGAAUCUUACAACCGAACGCCAACAAUUGAUCUCGUCUUUGAUGACAUUGGGUGCUUUCAUCAGUUCGGCUCUCGCUGGUGUUGCCGCUAAAUAUCUCGGACGCAGAGGAUGCUUGUGGGUAGCAUGCGUCACGUGCUGCGUUGCCAACAUUAUCAUGAUGACCACUGAGAAUAUCGGGGCCCUCUAUGUUGGUCGUCUCGUCAUUGGUCUCGCCAACGGAUAUUUCAUGGUGUUCUCCCAGUUGUAUAUCCAGGAGAGUAGCCCCGCAAAGUACCGGGGAUUAUUCUUGACUGGCUUCCAAUUCUUCACCUCCUUCGGUACCUUGAUCGGAACUAUCGUCGAUUGGGCCACCGCAAAGAGACCAGACAAAUCUUCCUACCUCAUCCCACUCGGCCUCAUCUACGUCAUCCCCGCCGUCUUAGCAGUUGGCAUGCUCUUCAUCCCAGAAUCACCCCGUUGGUUGAUCCUCCAAGGCCGAUAUGAGGAGGGAAAGAAGUCUCUUGUGUGGCUACGACCCGACGACUACGAUGUUGAUGCCGAAGCGGCUGAGAUCCGGGCAGCGAUCGAGAGGGAGAAGGAGAUGAGCACUGGUGUUGGCCCAUUGGACAUGAUCAAGAACCCUGUUGACCGUCGACGGACGAUCCUCGCUGUUUGCGCUGUCACGUUGCAGGCAGCUUCUGGAUCUAUGUUUAUCAUCGCAUAUAAAGCCUACUUCUUCACUAUGGCUAAAGUCUCGGAUCCAUUUGCCAUGACCAAUGUCCUCAGCACCGUAGGCCUUCUCGCCAUCAUCACCAACGCCCUCAUCAUCGUAAAAUUCGGUCGCCGGCGUGUCCUACUGAUGUCUGGUCUUAUGAUCUGCGGCGUCCUACAGCUCAUCAUUGCCGUUGUAUACCACGAGCAGCCGGGGAAGAAAACCACCGGAAAAAUUAUCGUGGCGCUUUCCAGCUUGUAUAUGUUCAGCUACAACGGAAUGAUCGCAACAUACGCUUGGCUCGCGGGAGGAGAAAUCCCAACCCAGCGUCUCCGCUCCUACACCUUCGGUCUCGCAGCCGCCAUCGGCUUCCUCUUUGCUUGGCUCACCACCUUCACCGCACCAUAUUUCAUCAACCCUGCUUCACUUAACUGGGGCCCCCGCUAUGGAUUCAUCUGGUUCCCAUCCUGUAUUAUCGCAGCGACUUGGGUAUUCUUCUUCUUGCCCGAAGUCAAGGGCCGCACACUCGAGGAAAUUGACGAGAUGUUUGAGGCAAGGUUGUCGGCGCGCAAGUUUGCGGGUUAUGUUUGUGUGGGUGCAGUGAAUUUGGUGGAUGGGGAUAUGAGAAAGGAUAUUGGAGAUGAGAAGGAUAUCAUGGUGUUGCAAAGUGAGCAGGUGGCAGCUGAGACGACGGUUACGAGUACAGCGUAGAUGGAUAGGACGCUGGAGGUCGGUAGAAGUGAGAAGGGUAAUAUGGGCUAAUAGACUGUAAAUGGCCGGAUGGUGAAAUGAAUGG